This is a messenger RNA of Pisolithus orientalis, 373 nucleotides long. RefSeq lists its product as uncharacterized. Lineage: Eukaryota; Fungi; Basidiomycota; Agaricomycetes; Boletales; Pisolithaceae. The annotation marks the transcript as partial. The transcript is spliced from 2 exons. The record is from RefSeq and is a predicted model, not a curated record.
CAUGGCAAGAAUGAUCUUGUCGCUGAUCGUACCGCGUCUGCUGACAUCGUCAGUGGAAGAGAACGCAAUCAGAUGGCAAGACCCGACAAGAAGCCCAAAUAACACUUAUCACCAAAAUCGUAGAACUGCAGUUGAUUUUUGCGGUCCGAGAAUUUACAGCAGCAAACCCUGUUCAUACCACAACAACAGUACUGCUAUCCUUAGUUGGGUUUAUUCAUUACGGCGUAGCGUGGACUGAGUGGAUGCCGAGCACAGAUGUGGUGAAUGCCCGGCGCAUGGACAGUUCAUGCGACUCGGCUAAGCUCAGAGGAUGAUUGAGACGGUUUCACGAUGCGUGAAGAUGUAGAGUGGGAAGGUAAGGCGCCGUUCACCC